GGAACAAGUGCAGAACAGGACAAUCGCUUCAGCAACAAGCAGAAGAAGCUGUUGAAGCAGUUGAAAUUUGCAGAAUGCUUAGAAAAGAAGGUGGACAUGAGCAAAGUAAAUCUGGAAGUAAUCAAACCAUGGAUAACAAAACGAGUAACAGAAAUCCUUGGAUUUGAAGAUGAUGUAGUAAUUGAAUUUAUAUUCAACCAGUUGGAAGUGAAGAAUCCAGAUUCCAAAAUGAUGCAAAUCAACCUGACUGGUUUUUUGAAUGGGAAAAAUGCUAGGGAGUUCAUGGGAGAACUGUGGCCACUGCUGUUAAGUGCACAAGAAAACAUUGCUGGUAUUCCAACUGCAUUUCUGGAACUGAAGAAGGAAGAAAUAAAACAGCGACAGAUAGAGCAAGAGAAGCUGGCUUCUAUGAAGAAACAAGAUGAAGACAAGGAGAAGAGGGAUAAGGAAGACAAAGACAACAGAGAAAAAAGAGACAGAUCCAGGAGUCCACGAAGACGCAAAUCAAGGUCUCCUUCCCCUCGAAGGAGGUCAUCGCCUGUCAGAAGAGAGCGAAAACGCAGCCAUUCUCGCUCCCCUCAUCACAGAACCAAGAGCCGUAGCGCUACUCCUGCGCCAGAAAAGAAAGAGGCGACUCCUGAGCCAGAACCCUCUGUGAAACCAAAGGAGACUGUUGUUCAAGAGGCAACUUCAAACAGUGAUAUCCCAAAAGCUCCUAAACCCGAACCUCCUGUACCAGAGACUAAGGAGGCUUCACCAGAACGUAAUUCAAAGAAGGAGAGGGAGCGGGAGAGGGAGAGGGAGAAGGAGAAGACUCGUCAAAGAUCCCCAACUCGGUCCAAGUCAAGGUCACGGUCUCGAUCACGUUCUCCAUCUCAUUCUCGACCAAGAAGGCGUCACAGAUCACGGUCAAGAAGGCGACCGAGCCCAAGACGACGGCCAUCUCCAAGGAGAAGGAGCCCUCCAAGGCGAAUGCCUCCCCCACCCAGACACAGAAGAAGCAGAUCCCCUGUGAGGCGGAGAAGACGAUCAUCAGCAUCCUUAUCUGGCAGUAGCUCUUCCUCCUCCUCUUCACGUUCCCGGUCACCACCAAAGAAACCACCUAAAAGAACUGUAUCCAGUCCUCCUCGUAAAACGCGCCGGCUCUCUCCUUCCGCGAGCCCUCCGAGGCGGAGGCACAGACCAUCUCCACCACCGAGUCCGCCUCCAAAACCACGUAGGUCUCCAACACCCCAGCAGUCGAAUCGUGCAAGAAAAAGCCGUGGCUCUGUUUCACCUGGCAGAGCAUCAGCACCCAAACAUAAGAGCACUGAAAAAAGAGAAUCUCCUUCGCCAGCACCAAAACCAAGGAAGGCAGAACUGUCUGAAUCGGAAGAAGAUAAAGGAGGUAAAACAGCUGCAGCAGACUCUGUUCAACAGAGGCGUCAGUACAGAAGGCAGAAUCAACAGUCUUCAUCUGAUUCUGGCUCUUCGUCCUCAUCUGAAGAGGAAAGACCGAAGAGAUCCAACGUGAAGAACGGGGAAGUUGGUAGGCGCCGCCGCCAUUCACAUUCACGCAGUCCAUCGCCAUCUCCACGGAAACGACAGGAGUCCUCCCCUCGCAGGCGGAGGAGGAGCCCAUCGCCCCCGCCGGCCAGGCGGCGACGCUCUCCGUCACCCGCCCCUCCACCCAGGCGGCGGCGGUCACCUUCAUUGCCUCGUCGAAGGUAG
Molecule: messenger RNA, 1710 nt
Organism: Eurypyga helias (sunbittern)
Lineage: Eukaryota; Metazoa; Chordata; Aves; Eurypygiformes; Eurypygidae
Gene: SRRM1
Product: serine/arginine repetitive matrix 1
Exons: 12
Biological process (GO): regulation of mRNA splicing, via spliceosome; mRNA processing
Cellular component (GO): spliceosomal complex
Molecular function (GO): RNA binding
Source: RefSeq, a predicted model, not a curated record